Leopardus geoffroyi (Geoffroy's cat) is the source of this 939-nucleotide messenger RNA. Its product is annotated as olfactory receptor 4F3/4F16/4F29-like. Lineage: Eukaryota; Metazoa; Chordata; Mammalia; Carnivora; Felidae. The transcript has a single exon. Gene Ontology annotation, molecular function: G protein-coupled receptor activity; olfactory receptor activity. Gene Ontology annotation, biological process: G protein-coupled receptor signaling pathway. The coding region runs from base 1 to 939 and encodes 312 amino acids. The record is from RefSeq and is a predicted model, not a curated record. Gene Ontology annotation, cellular component: membrane.
AUGGAUGGAACGAAUCAGUCUGUGGUGUCAGAGUUUGUGUUCCUGGGACUCACCGAUUCCUGGGAGAUCCAACUUCUCCUUUUUGUGUUCUCCUCCACGUUUUAUGUGGCAAGCAUGAUGGGAAACUCCCUCAUUAUACUCACUGUGACCUCUGACCCUCACUUACACUCCCCCAUGUACUUUCUGCUGGCCAACCUCUCCUUCAUUGACCUGGGAGUUUCUUCUGUCACUUCUCCCAAGAUGAUUUAUGAUCUUUUCAGAAAGGGUAAAGUCAUCUCCUUUGGUGGCUGCAUCGCUCAAAUCUUCUUUAUCCACGUCAUUGGUGGUGUGGAGAUGGUGCUGCUCAUCGCCAUGGCCUUUGACAGAUAUGUUGCCAUAUGUAAGCCUCUCCACUAUCUGACCAUCAUGAGCCCAAGAAUGUGCCUCUUCUUUUUAGUGGCUGCCUGGAUGACUGGCCUCAUCCACUCCAUGGUUCAACUGGCGUUUGUGGUAAACUUACCCUUCUGUGGUCCUAAUGUGUUGGACAGCUUUUACUGUGACCUUCCUCGGUUCAUCAAACUUGCCUGCACGGACACCGACCGACUAGAGUUUAUGGUCACAGCCAACAGUGGAUUCAUCUCUGUUGGCUCCUUCCUCAUACUGAUCAUUUCCUACAUCAUCAUCAUUCUCACUGUUCAGAAACACUCUUCAGCUGGUUCAUCCAAGGCUCUGUCCACACUGUCAGCUCACAUCACUGUGGUAUUCUUGUUCUUUGGUCCUUUGAUAUUUGUCUAUACAUGGCCAUCUCCCUCCAUACAUCUGGAUAAGUUUCUGGCCAUCUUUGAUGCUAUUCUCACUCCUUUCCUAAAUCCGGUCAUCUAUACAUUCAGGAACCAAGAAAUGCAGGUGGCAAUGAGGAGAGUAUGCAGACAGCUAGUGAAUUACAGGAAGAUCUCUUAA